Hydra vulgaris (swiftwater hydra) is the source of this 1349-nucleotide messenger RNA. RefSeq names its product Hyp1 protein (gene hyp1). Gene Ontology annotation, molecular function: catalytic activity. The record is from RefSeq and is marked predicted. NCBI's taxonomy places the organism in Eukaryota, Metazoa, Cnidaria, Hydrozoa, Anthoathecata, Hydridae.
GUUCAAACGGUGUUUUCAGACAUUAUCAUAAUAAUUGUUUCAUGUUUUGUCAAAGUUUUGUUUUACAAAGUUUAUUAGUUAAAGGACAUCAACAACGAAAGGACAUUGUUUUGACACAACCUCAGUAGCAAUGAGCGCUUGUCUAGUUAUCGUUUCAUUAUUAUAUGGACUCAAAUAUGUUGGAGCUGUCUGUUUGCACCACCAAUGUUCAUUUUCAAAUGGCCUUUUGAGUCAAGAUAUUUCCUCAGAGAUUAAUCAACUAGUCGAGCCAAACAUUAAACAUAAUCUGCUACAAAUAAUAACCUGGAACAUUAAUUCAGAAAAUAAUCAAACAGAAGAAGCAGACUGGGAAAAUAGUAAAAAAGAAUUAUGCGAGUAUUUAAAGAAACUUGAUUUAAUGAUAUUUGCAAUGCAAGAGCUAACUGAAUCUCAACUCAAAUUUAUGACGUUAUGCUUACCACACUAUUCGUACGUUGAACCUGAAAAAAAGCGAUCAACUAAUUCUCGACUGAAUUCUAUUUUCUACAAGCGCACUCAUUUUCUUAAGAAAAUUGAUAGCGGUACAUUUUGGUUGAGCAAAACCCCAAACAUUCCUUUCACCAAAGUUCACAAUUCAGUCGAAGAACAGACUUGUACCUGGAUUAAAUUCCAAUACGCUGUGAAAUUAAACUUAGAACCACAAAGUCAAGCCAUAGAACCGAUAAGCGAAAAACUAACUCGUUUACUUCAUGACGCAACGGGUAAAAGUUUUAGAAGACCAAUGAAAAUGGUGACAAGAAAGCGAUUUGUAUACAGCUGGAAGAAGUUCUACGUAGCAACAACAAAAAUAAGCAACAAAAAUGCUGACAUCGCUGAGAACCAAGUUAAGAUACUUCUAAAUCAUUUAAGUGACGAAAUAAUGGAUAGACGCAGUUAUCCACUUUUAUUAGCAGGUAACAUUAAUUGGGAACAAGAAACGUCUGUUUAUGAUGAAAUUAAAAAUCACAAACUUAAAUUAGUUAACACGAUGGAAUUUUCAAAAAAAUUAUUCCCUAGACCGUCCAUAAUUGAAAUCGUCAAUGGAGAAGAAAAACCAAAUGCUAAAUUAACAGACCAAAUAUGGAAUACUGGCUUUUCAAACCUUUUGUCGGGUACUUUGAUAGAUAAAAGCAGCCAAGGAGUAGGAUUCUCUGACCAUCGGGCUGUUUUUGCAGCAGUCCUACUGGAACACUAAAGUAUGUUGCUUAUUCAAACAAAACACCACAAAACAAAUACUUUUAUAUAUAUAUAUAUAUAUUUAUAAAUAAACAUUUAAAACGGAUGCACUCUUAACUGUAAAAAUAAUUUUUUUAAUCAAAAGUAUUAUUAAA